Messenger RNA from Zasmidium cellare ATCC 36951, 1254 nucleotides. RefSeq lists its product as uncharacterized. Gene Ontology annotation, biological process: L-tyrosine catabolic process. The transcript is spliced from 2 exons. The coding region runs from base 1 to 1254 and encodes 417 amino acids. Lineage: Eukaryota; Fungi; Ascomycota; Dothideomycetes; Mycosphaerellales; Mycosphaerellaceae. The record is from RefSeq and is a predicted model, not a curated record. Gene Ontology annotation, molecular function: 4-hydroxyphenylpyruvate dioxygenase activity.
AUGGCGCCAGGAGCACUACUCGUCACCGGUGAGAAUGGCCGAACAACGCCUCUAUACGAUUCCGAUGCGUCUGCACCUGCGGUUCAGGCGCCUAAUCACCAAGUCGAGUAUAGAGGCUACGACCAUGUAACGUGGUGGGUCGGCAACGCCAAGCAGGUGGCUCAAUACUAUACGACUCGAAUGGGCUUUCAGCCUGUUGCAUACAAAGGUCUAGAGACAGGCUCAAGAUUCAUCGCCAGCCAUGUCGUGCAAAACAACGGUGUCCGUUUCGUUUUUACAUCACCCGUACGAUCUUCAAGUCGGCAGACCCUCAAGGAAGCACCCGCGGAAGACCAAAAGAUCCUGGAUGAGAUCUACGAUCACCUCGACAAGCACGGCGAUGGCGUGAAAGAUGUCGCCUUCGAAGUCGACGAUGUCCGUGCCGUGUACGAGAACGCCAUCGCCAACGGAGCAGAAUCCGUCGCAUCGCCACACACCGACAGCUCAAAGGAAGGCGACAUCCUCUCAGCAUCAAUAAAGACCUACGGAGACACUACCCACACAUUCAUCGAACGAAACUCAUACUCCGGACCGUUCCUCCCCGGCUACCGCGCCGUCACCAACCCGGACCCCGUCAACGCCUACCUCCCCUCCAUCAACCUGGAAGCGGUCGACCACUGCGUCGGCAACCAAGACUGGGAUGAAAUGAACGACGCCUGCGACUUCUACGAGCGCUGUCUGGGGUUCCACCGCUUCUGGAGCGUCGACGACAAGGACAUCUGCACGGAUUUCUCCGCGCUGAAAUCCAUCGUCAUGAGCUCCCCGAAUGAGGUCGUCAAGAUGCCCAUCAACGAGCCUGCGACGGGCAAGAAGAAGUCGCAGAUUGAGGAGUAUGUCGAUUUCUAUAAUGGUCCUGGCGUGCAGCAUAUCGCUCUUCGAACACCGAAUAUCAUCGAAGCGGUUUCGAAUUUGCGCGCGAGAGGCGUGGAGUUUAUCAGUGUGCCGGAGACGUACUACGAGAAUAUGCGGUUGCGUCUGAAGCAAGCUGGGAUGAAGCUCAACGAGUCCUUCGAGACGAUUCAGAGUCUGAACAUCUUGAUCGACUUUGACGAGGGAGGGUACCUUUUGCAGCUCUUCACGAAGCCGCUCAUGGACCGCCCGACGGUAUUCAUUGAGAUCAUCCAGAGGAACAACUUCGAUGGAUUCGGAGCGGGGAAUUUCAAGAGUUUGUUUGAGGCGAUUGAGAGGGAGCAGGACUUGAGGGGGAAUUUGUAG